Messenger RNA from Panthera uncia (snow leopard), 4601 nucleotides. RefSeq names its product DNA polymerase alpha 2, accessory subunit (gene POLA2). Gene Ontology annotation, molecular function: DNA binding. The record is from RefSeq and is a predicted model, not a curated record. The transcript has 19 exons. Gene Ontology annotation, biological process: DNA replication initiation; DNA replication. Lineage: Eukaryota; Metazoa; Chordata; Mammalia; Carnivora; Felidae. Bases 523 to 2319 code for a protein of 598 amino acids. Gene Ontology annotation, cellular component: alpha DNA polymerase:primase complex.
GGGUCGGCCGCCCGCGGGGCCCGGACGCGAGCGCGCGGGCAGGCGCGUUGGCGUUUGUGCGCACGCGCCCUCAGACGCGCGAGCGCGCGCGGCAACUGGGAAGGUGAAGAAGGAAGCAGAGGGGAAGGGGUGGGGUUGAACCUCGCGCAUGCGCGCUCCGCGCACACCAUUUGGCGGGUUUUCCUUGAUUGCUCGGUUUUGCUCCAGUCCUCGAGAUGCUCCGCCGUAGCUUUUAGGAAGCAGGACGUUCUCUCCAGAAGAGCGAGUUAACGAGAUUUCUGCUUCCUCCCUUCGGGUGUUUGGGGCUUCUCCCAAUUAAAAUAAGGCGCUCCUCCGUGACUGACGCCUGGGACCUUCUGACCGCCUGAGGGCUCGGGCUGUUUGGCCCCCUUCCGUCUCGGUCUCCCGAAGGGUGAAAGGAUCAGGGGAAGCUCGUCCUGCCCCUCGAUCUCCACGCCGCGGGUUCCUUAGACUCCGGUCCGAGCUCGGUGGGCCGGACCCCCGGCCGUCCCCUGGGUCACCAUGAGCGUGUCGGCCCAGCGCCUGGUGGAGGAGUUGCAGAUCUUUGACGUGGAUUGCGACGAGGCUCUGGCUGAGAAAUUGGUAGAGCUGUGCAUUCUGUAUGGACAGAAUGAAGAGAAAAUGGCCACUGAGCUUAUAGCCUUCUGCACCAGCAUAGAUAACGUUCGCCUGACCUCAGAGAUCCUGAGCUCUUUUGAGCAUGAGUGUCUGAGCAAAAGAUUGCCCAAAGCCUCGCACAGAGCCUCCAGGGAUGGUGGGCACGCAGGAGCUAGAGACAUUGUUUCCAUACAAGAACUAAUUGAAGUGGAGGAAGAAGAAGAGACCCUCUUGAACUCUUACACCACACCCUCUAAGGGUUCUCAGAAGCGAGCUAUCACCACCCCAGAAACCCCCCUAACCAAAAGGACUGUGUCUACUCGGAGCCCCCAUCAGCUUCUCUCGCCGUCGAGUUUCUCUCCAAGUGCUACUCCCUCUCAGAAGUACAACUCGAGAAGUAACCGCGGAGAAGCGGUUACCUCCUUUGGCUCAGCACAGGGAGUGUCUUGGUCUGGAAGAGGAGGGGCUGGCAAUAUCAGCCUGAAGGUCUUGGGGUGUCCAGAGGCACUAACCGGGAGCUACAAAUCAAUGUUUCAGAAGCUUCCAGACAUUCGAGAAGUUCUGACCUGCAAGAUAGAAGAACUCGGCAGCGAACUUAAGGAACAUUACCAGAUUGAGGCUUUUACUUCCGUUCUGGUCCCAGCUCAAGAGCCUGUCACUCUGCUGGGCCAGAUUGGCUGUGAUACCAACGGGAAGCUGAACAGCAAAUCCGUGAUUCUUGAGGGAGACCGGGAACAUUCCUCAGGGGCUCAAAUUCCAGUGGAUUUAUCUGAGCUCAAAGAAUACUCUCUAUUUCCCGGACAGGUUGUAAUUCUGGAAGGAAUCAACACCACGGGUGGAAAACUUAUUGCCACCAAACUCUACGAGGGUGUGCCGCUUCCAUUUUAUCAGCCCACCAAAGAGGAUGAAGUCCCUGCAACGUGUGAAUAUGUUACUCUAUAUGGCAGAAGGGACGUUGCAGAUUUUGAGCAAAACAUGGUCCUGGUGGCCUGCGGGCCAUACACGACCUCCGACAGCAUCACGUAUGACCCCCUGCUUGAUCUAAUUGCCAUCAUCAACCGCGACCGGCCAGAUGUCUGCAUCCUGUUGGGACCUUUCCUGGAUGCUAAGCAUGAGCAGGUUGAGAACUGUCUGCUGACAAGUCCAUUUGAAGAUGUCUUCAAGCAGUGUCUACGGACAAUUAUUGAAGGGACACGAAGCUCUGGCUCCCACCUCGUCUUUGUCCCAUCGCUGAGGGAUGUGCACCACGAGUCCGUGUACCCACAGCCACCCUUCAGCUACUCCGAUCUGCCUCGAGAAGACAUCAAGCGAGUGCGGUUCGUGUCUGAGCCCUGCAGCCUCUCCGUGAACGGAGUGGUCUUCGGCCUGACGUCCACGGAUCUGCUGUUCCACAUGGGAGCCGAGGAGAUCAGUAGUUCUUCCGGAACUUCAGACAGACUCGGCCGAAUCCUCAAGCACAUCCUGACCCAGAGGAGCUACUACCCGCUCUACCCUCCCCAGGAAGACAUGGCCAUUGACUAUGAGAAUUUCUACACCUACGCCCAGCUGCCUGUCACCCCAGACGUCUUCAUUAUCCCAUCAGAGCUGAAAUACUUCGUGAAGGCGCCUCGUCUGAAGACAAGAACCAGGGACAAGCCCCAGCUUGGGGAGCUGAUUCUCCCUCAGGAUCCCCUGCACGUGAAGCACCCAGCUGCGGGGUAGGGGACCUCAUGUCUUUGUCUCCGGAUGUGGCAUUUGGGGAGUCCCGGGCCCCUCUUCCACAACCUUGAACCCCUGUUCAGGAAUAGCAUUUGUACUUCUACCAAACCCAGGGUCGGCUAAAAGCCUGCCCCUCCCCGCCUUGGAAAACCCUUGCCUGGGAAGAUUCACCAACAGGCCCUUGGCCAUGAUAAACAAGCCUCUGAGCCCUUAUCUCGUGAACCCAUGUGUGGCUCUCAGGGAGCCACGGCUCUUGGCAAGUAUCCUGGUGUUGCUGCUGAAGAAGCCUCGCGGGGAAUUGUAGUGUCUUUGUCCUCACUUGGCAAGGUAUAAAGCCCCUUUUCCCCUUAUUACAGACUCAGCCAUCUGAGUCCAGAGGCCCUGUGAGAUGGGGCAGUUGGCAGAGGGAGAGGAAAGACCCGCGGGGGCAGGGGGUGUGGGGGGAGGCGUGUGCAGGGCAGACGGAGGCAAGGGGGUGCAGCCUCCCGGGUGAGAAAGCAGGAGCUCAGCAUGAAUGGGAGCGCGAGUCCGUUGCCUGGAUACGAGUCGUGUGACUAUUGGAAGUGAUCGGGGAGGGCCAGGGCAGGCAUCUAAAACUCAAACAGAAAGCAGGAUGCGAACCCCAGAUUGCAGACAGGUCUGGCAGGCAUGUGCCUCUCUGCCACCAGACGGUCCCUUUGGCUCUUGUCAAGAAGUCGGUGCCCAGCUGAGCCAGCUGGCUGCUCCUAGGCCCCUUUUGAGCUGGGUCGCUAAUUUCUGGAAUCUUCCUCCCUCUCGCUCCCGCCUGCGCUGGGGCACGCGACCUCUGGAGUAAGGAUCUGAGUCUGGAGUGAGGCUCUGGGAGGGCAAUCAGUGAGGAGGGUGGGUGGAGGAAGCCGAGGAGCCGGGGCCUGGCCAGAGCGCCAGGGAUCCACCUGCUUCAGAACCCCCUUUUGCUCAAUGGCACCUCCUCUGGUCCUGGUCGUGCCCGUGUCCUCGGGACACAAGCCUUAGGGUGGAGCAGAUGGUCCUGAGGAAACAAAGUCUCUGUACUCUUACCCAGUUCCACACCUCCAUGUCCCAGCUGUUGUGCCCCCUCAGGACCACCCGGGCUACCAACCACCUCUUCUGGUGCCGGUAGAGCCUGAGGCUGCCCUCGCUUAACCCCUGCAUGGCCACCUUUUAGAAUCCAGGCUCUGUCUCUAGGAAGGUCAGGGGUGAGCUGCUGAGGGGAACCCAAGUGGAUCCCCAGAACAAAACUGGGGGCUUGGGGCGGUGGGGGCACCUGGAGGGGGGCUGGGGCAGGGCCAUGACUCUGCUCCUUGGGGCCCGUAUCCUGCUCUGCCUUUCUGCAGCUACUUUGGACUUGGUGUUUCCUUUCCCUUGACCUAGGGUCACCCAGCCCGGCUCAGCCUGACUUGCAGCUUCCCCUGGUGCUGGGAGUAGCCUUUUGGGCUGAUAUUUCAUUUCUGUUUGGGACACAUUUCCUUUCCCCUGACCCUGAGGCUCCUGGCCGAGCCCCCCACCCCACCCCAAGAACCAGUCUUGGUUGGCCACACGGGGCUCUUCCUCCGGACUUGGGCCUUUGAACACACCAUGAAGGGCCUUGACUGAUGGCGGGGCAGGGUGGGGGUUAACAUUUUAAAAUUUGUUGAGAUCUGGCAGCAUCACCUUUACCAUUUUAACGGGCACCAUGCUGUGGUUUUUAGUACACUCGCAAUGUUGUUUGAACAUCAUUACUAUGUGAUUCCAGAGGAUUCUCAUCACCUCUGAAAGAAACCCCAUCCCCACUAGCAGUCACUACCCCUCCCCCUCCCUGCCCCCAUCCCCUAGAAAACACAAGUCUACUUUCCGCCUCGACAGACUUGUCUGUUCUGGGCGCAUCAUAGAAAUGGAAUCAUACGAUACGUGGUCCUCUGUGGCCGGCUUCGCUGAGUGUCCCGUUUUCAGGGGUCACCGUACCGUAGCAGGUGUCAGUAAAUUUCUUUUCCUUUUUUGAGUGAUUUCCCAUCGUACAGAUAGACGGCAUCUUCUUCAUUCACUCAACGGGGUGAUGGACACUGGGGCUGUUUCUAGUUUUGGGGCUGUUGGGAGUGACGCUCCCUGGAGCACCUGGGUGGCUUAGGUGGCUAAGCAUCCAACCCGAUUUGGGCUCAGGUCGUAGCUCACGGUUUGUCAGUUCGAGCCCCGCGUCAGGCUCUGCGCUGACAGCGCAGACCCUGCUUAAGAUUCUCUCUUCUCCCUCUCUCUCUCUGCCCUUCCCCCGCGCAUGCUCUUUCUCUCUCAAAAUAAAUAAACUUUAAAAA